UAACAAAGCGUGUGUUGUGUUGAGAGGCAGAGGUCCCUUCAUCACUCUCACGAAGCUCUCUGUACUUCCACCACGCUUUUCGUUCCUCUUCUUCUUCUCUUCCCUCCCCCUUCUCUCUCUCUCUCUCUCUCUCUUCCUAUAUUUAUAAAUCAAUUGCAAUCGCAAAUUUCACUUCUUAUUAUUUAUAAACUCAAAACCGCUACCUUUUUUUAUUUUUAUCCAUUCUUUCUUCUCCAAUGGCGGAUCUCAAGUCAACAUUCCUCAAUGUCUACUCCGUUCUCAAAUCCGAGCUCCUCAACGACCCCGCUUUCGAGUUCUCCGAUGAUGCUCGCCAAUGGAUCGACCGGAUGCUAGACUACAAUGUGCCUGGAGGGAAGCUGAACCGUGGAUUGUCCGUUAUUGACAGCUACAAAUUGUUAAAAGAAGGGGAGGCGCUAACUGAUGAUGAAAUUUUCCUUGCUAGUGCUCUUGGUUGGUGUAUUGAAUGGCUUCAGGCAUAUUUUCUAGUUCUUGACGACAUUAUGGACAACUCUCACACACGGCGUGGUCAGCCAUGCUGGUUCAGAGUGCCCAAGGUUGGACUGAUUGCAGCAAAUGAUGGAGUUCUACUACGAAAUCAUAUUCCACGUAUUCUUAAGAAUCACUUCAAGGGAAAGCCAUAUUACGUUGAUCUUCUUGAUCUGUUUAAUGAGGUUGAGUUUCAAACUGCUUCAGGACAGAUGAUUGAUCUGAUCACUACACUUGAAGGAGAAAAAGACCUAUCCAAAUACACAUUAACGCUUCAUCGUCGUAUUGUUCAGUACAAGACUGCCUAUUAUUCGUUUUACCUUCCGGUUGCAUGCGCAUUGCUCAUGGCGGGUGAAAAUUUGGAUAACCAUGUUGAUGUAAAGAACAUUCUUGUUGAGAUGGGAACAUACUUUCAAGUACAGGAUGAUUAUUUGGAUUGCUUUGGUGAUCCCGAAACAAUUGGGAAGAUUGGUACUGAUAUUGAAGAUUUCAAGUGCUCUUGGUUGGUUGUGAAAGCAUUGGAACUUAGCAAUGAACAACAAAAGAGAAUUUUACAUGAACAUUAUGGGAAGCCUGAUCCAGCAAAUGUGGCUAAAGUGAAGGCCCUGUAUAACGAGCUAAAUCUUAAGGGUGUAUUUGAGGAGUAUGAGAGCCAGAGCUAUGAGAAGAUUGUAAAUUCCAUUGAAGCUCAUCCUAGCAAAGCAGUGCAAGCUGUGCUCAAGUCUUUUUUGGCUAAAAUUUACAAGAGGCAG
Messenger RNA from Arachis ipaensis, 1259 nucleotides. It is a transcript of the gene FPS1, whose product is annotated as farnesyl diphosphate synthase 1. The record is from RefSeq and is a predicted model, not a curated record. Gene Ontology annotation, molecular function: dimethylallyltranstransferase activity; (2E,6E)-farnesyl diphosphate synthase activity. Gene Ontology annotation, cellular component: cytoplasm. Gene Ontology annotation, biological process: trans, trans-farnesyl diphosphate biosynthetic process. Lineage: Eukaryota; Viridiplantae; Streptophyta; Magnoliopsida; Fabales; Fabaceae.